This is a messenger RNA of Tarenaya hassleriana, 1622 nucleotides long. Its product is annotated as SH3 domain-containing protein 1-like. The record is from RefSeq and is a predicted model, not a curated record. NCBI's taxonomy places the organism in Eukaryota, Viridiplantae, Streptophyta, Magnoliopsida, Brassicales, Cleomaceae. Gene Ontology annotation, molecular function: protein binding. Bases 277 to 1398 code for a protein of 373 amino acids. The transcript is spliced from 10 exons.
CUGGUGAAGAAUUAUGAUUCAACUCUUCUCUCUUAAUAAUUCCUUUGUCGUUUCCUCUUUCCUUUUAUGUUACCUGUAAAGGCGAAGGAUCCAUGGCGAAAGUUCGAUUUUCUCUCUUCUUCGUCUUCGCGGAUUCGUCUACCUGAGAAAAAUUCACCUACCCUUUUCGAAUCCGUCGCUUUCUUCCUCUAUCUGUGGGUUUCGACCGAAGAAAUCACUCUCUGAAACGAGGAAACAGUGAGUUUGGGUUUUUGGGUUCGGUUUCGUUCCUCCGCCAUGGAAGCCAUAAGAAAGCAGGCGGCGAAGUUCAGAGAGCAAGUCGCGAGGCAACAGCAAGCGGUUUUGAAGCAUUUGGGGCAUGUUACUGCUGAUGCUGCUGUUGUUGAUGAAGAAGAGCUUCAUUGCCAUCAGAAACUCCAAGAUCUGUACACUUCUACUAAAGCAGCAAAGCGUUUGCAAAGGAACAUUGUCCGUGGACUCGAAGGUUUUAUUACAACGAGCACAAAACUACUCGAGAUUGGGAGGAAGUUGGCUGAGGAUUGUAAGAAAUAUGGAGAUGAGAAUCAAAAAGCGAAUACCCCUCUUUCGAGAGUUGCUCUUCACUUUGGCAACUCGUACAAAUCAGCGGAAGACGAGAGGGAAACUCUUCUCGGGUUUCUUGGCGAUCAGGUUUGUGAGCCAAUUCGCACGAUGAUAUAUAGUGCCCCUCUGGAGGAUGCUCGGCAUUUAGUCCACCGCUAUGACAGAUUACGUCAAGAAGUUGAAGCACAGGCAGCCGAUGUAAUGAAACGGAGAUCAAAGUUGAAGGAAUCUGAUGUUUCUGAAGAAAGUUACAUGAAACUCAAGAAUGCUGAAUCGAGAUUGACAGAGCUCAAAACCGGUAUGAAGGCACUUGGAAAAGAAGCCACCACUGCCAUGUUGGAAGUCGAGAAUCAGCAGCAGAACUCAACCUAUCAACGGCUACUUGCUCUGGUUGAAGCUGAGAGAACUUACCAUCGUCACGUUCUUGAUAUCCUUGACAAACUCUAUACCGAGAUGGUUACUGAGGAGGAAGCUACAGAAUCAUCACCUCAGUCACUCUCCAUAGAGAAUGUUACUGAUGCCCAUCAUGAAGAGGAAACCAAAUCAAAUGGGUCUCAUCAUCAUAAUCAUGAUCAUCAACCUGUCAAGCAGAAAGAUUCCAUCUUUCUUGCAAAGGUUGUGCACCCAUUUGAUGCCCAAGCUGAUGGGGAAAUCAGCCUUGCUGUUGAUGAUUACGUCAUCGUGCAUCAGGUGGCUAAUAAUGGAUGGUCGGAAGGAGAAUGCAAGGGAAAAGCCGGAUGGUUCCCUUCAGCUUACGUCGAGAAACAAGACAAAGCACCAGCAAGUAAACUCAUGGAAGCAAAUCCCAUGCAAUAAUCUUUCUCUCUCUCUCACACACACACACACACAUAUAUAUGUAUGUAUGUAUAUUUUACAUCUACAUAUACAUGUCUCCAAGUGAAUAUGAUCUUUUGUGAGAGAAAUUGUGUAUCUUCUUGUUGGUGAGUCUGCUACUGUGUGUUUGUGUCUGUCUUGUGUAAUUUUCUAGGGAAAUGAGAUUCUACUUUGAUGCAAAACAUGUCUCGAAUCACCUUUUUUUU